Molecule: messenger RNA, 2536 nt
Organism: Bicyclus anynana (squinting bush brown)
Lineage: Eukaryota; Metazoa; Arthropoda; Insecta; Lepidoptera; Nymphalidae
Gene: Ufl1
Product: E3 UFM1-protein ligase 1 homolog
Exons: 7
Coding region: 170-2467 (765 amino acids)
Biological process (GO): response to endoplasmic reticulum stress; regulation of proteasomal ubiquitin-dependent protein catabolic process; protein K69-linked ufmylation
Cellular component (GO): endoplasmic reticulum membrane
Molecular function (GO): UFM1 ligase activity
Source: RefSeq, a predicted model, not a curated record
GACAGUUGACACGUCAGUUGAUAAAAAUUGAAAUCAACAGACGUGAACUUGGAAGUUGGAACUUUCAUCUUUCGAAUUCUGGGUUUUGGAUAUUAUUUAAUCAUUUUCUAAAUAGUGUUUUAUAUGGUGAAUGUGAAAUAAAAAGCAAAAAGAUAUUAUUUUUAUAGAAAUGGCACCAUCUACUGAUUGGGAUGAAAUAAAGAGAUUAGCGGCAGAUUUCCAAAAAGCACAAUUGUCCACUACUGCACAAAGGUUAUCAGAGAGAAACUGUGUUGAAAUCGUAACAAAGUUGAUUGAGCUUAAAUUACUUGAUGUAAUUUUCACAAAUGAUGGCAAAGAAUAUUUGACCCCACAGCAACUUAUUAAAGAGAUUAAAGAUGAGUUGUAUGUGAGAGGAGGACGAGUGAACACAGUCGAACUUGCAAAAGAGCUUAAUGUGGAUCUCAAUCAAAUAAACAUAUAUGCUGGUGACAUAGUCAAGAGUAAAGAGGUGCAAUUAGUUGCAGGAUCUUUCAUAACACACUAUUAUUUAGAAAAAAUUGCAAGGGAAAUAAAUGAAAAGUUGCAACUCCAGGGACAAAUCACAGUAGGAGAUUUAACAUUGCAGUAUGAUCUGUCAGCAGAAUUAUUACAACACAGCGUUUUGGAAAGAUAUUUGGGAAAAAUCAUCAGUGGUAAACAGGAUCCUUCUGAUCCUAGAAUAUUUUACACAGAAGAGUAUAUUACAAGGACAAAGGCAAAGAUUCGAGGAGCAUUAAUGGGUCUUCUCAAACCAACCCCUAUUAGUCUGAUCAUUAGUCAUUGUAAUUUAACAGAGAGACUCUUUCUGUACCUCUUUGAUCAGUUGAAUGCCCCUGGAGUACUGACAGGCCGGCAAUCAGGAGCACAAUAUGUGCCAUCAUGUUACACAAAGUCACAAAAUGAGUGGGUGAUGAACUUUUAUAAACAAAACAAUUAUCUGGAAUAUGAUGCCUUAACUCGUCUUGGCAUAUCAGAUCCUAAAGGCUACAUUAAAAGAGUUUUGUCACAUGAAGACUUGACAUUCUUAAGAAGUUGUGCGAUCGGGUCACAAAUAAAACAACAACUUGAGACUGCUCUUGAGGAAUGUAUUGCUUCUAAGAGUUAUCUUGAUGUAGUAUCACUGCUACCAUCUGUGUUGUCAGAUGAAGAUAUUGACAAUGUUCUUGAAACUUUGUUGAAGGAUAACUCAAAAUUGACUAUUCUGUUCGACAAAACUAUUUUUAGCAGUCAAUUUAUUGACAAUUUGAAGCAAGCUUGCAUGCCAGUGGUCCAGAAAAAUAGUGAAACUAUUGUCAAUUCUGGCAAGUACCAACAGUUUUGCCUUGAAAAGCAACUAGCAAAGUCGGAGAUGCAACAUCAAACCCAUGUGGACCAUAAAACUGAGAGACGUGAAGAGCGUAGAAAGAAGGCGAGCUCUGGCAAAGUUGGUGGUGGAAUACAAGGCAGAGAAACUAAAACGAAGGCAGUUAAAAAACAUCCAAGAUCUAAGCAAGCUGUGCAUGAUUCUGAUUCUGAUGAGGCACCAAGUGCAGCAAAGAAAUCUCAAGAUCAAUUGGAGAUUAUUAGCAAUGAAGAAAUUGAAAGUGUCAUUAAAGAAUCUCUUGAAAAUGAAGGUCUAGAAGAUUUAAUAAGCCAAAUUGCUGAAUAUCUUCAAGGCCUUCUCAACCAAUGUGCUUUGGGAAUAGCAAAGGAUCUGGCUGAAAAGUUAUUACAAGAUGCCAAUCAAAACAGAAAGCAAACACAUUCGUCCGCCCAGGACAGGAUAAAUGUUCUCAUAAACGAUAUUAAGUUAUAUGAAAAGGGAUUAAAAUUAUUUCCAAGUGAUCAACAUGCACAAUUUAUAAAGUAUUUAUUGAAGUCCUUUGGAAGUGAUAUUCUGUCAGAGUUCUGCAAGUAUUCAGCAAAUCAGUGCAACUUGUCCGUGCAAGUUGAUGUUUUGUCGUUGGAGCAGAGAAAUAAAAUAAUGAAUGAUCUAUCGGAUGAAUAUCAGAAACCUUUGAGAGCUUUGAACGCAACAUUGGCCGAUCAAAAUAUGGAGCAUUUUUACCAAGCUGCUGAUGUAUGUUUGUCAGUGUGUGGGAUGAUCUUGAAAAAAGUAGAUAAAAAGAAGGACAAGGUUCUUGUACAAAAUCAUAGGGAAAAGCUUAUAUCAGAGUUGGAAAAUUGUGAAGAACCUGCAUUGGUGUUGCAUUUAGUGGUUCUCGCACUAUUCACUAUUCUCAACCAGAAUAUGUUGCACGCAUCUGGUAGACAAGUGCCAUCUAUUAUAACAUUUUUGAAGUCACAAUUAAAAGAUGAAGAUUUUGAAAAACUGCAGAAGUAUCAUGAAUUAGUAGCAGCAUACUUAACUGCCUCGGAUGACGACAAAAUUAGUAUAGAAGAAAAGCUCAAGGAUGAUAUGCCCAUAAUUAAGAAUUUGGUUGCUGAAGUUAAGAAGUAUAAGUGAAUGGCCAUUUUUUUCAUUUAAUUCAAACUAAGUAAUUAUUUUGGUGACAAUAUAUUAUUUUCAACUAUA